This is a messenger RNA of Rhinichthys klamathensis goyatoka, 1554 nucleotides long. RefSeq names its product matrix metallopeptidase 30 (gene mmp30). Gene Ontology annotation, biological process: collagen catabolic process; proteolysis; extracellular matrix organization. Lineage: Eukaryota; Metazoa; Chordata; Actinopteri; Cypriniformes; Leuciscidae. Gene Ontology annotation, molecular function: metalloendopeptidase activity; zinc ion binding. The transcript is spliced from 10 exons. The record is from RefSeq and is a predicted model, not a curated record. Gene Ontology annotation, cellular component: extracellular matrix. The coding region runs from base 59 to 1483 and encodes 474 amino acids.
CAGAAACAGAGACUCUGGAGGACACUUUUCUUUCCCUGCAGAGGAAGAGGACUGUAGUAUGGGGCACUUGACAGCUCUAGUUCUGACACUUGUGGUGUAUCUGGCUCUUUGUGAUGGCGCACCUACGACUCCAUCAUCAGAAGACCAUCAAAUAGCAGAGGCUUAUCUGUCACAGUUCUACAGGGACAAUAAUGCAACUAAAUCCCGCAGCAGAACGAUGUUCCUCCCGGAUCUAGAAAAUGAACUGAAGGUCAUGCAGGCGUUUUUUGGACUGGAGGUCACGGGCAAGCUGGACUCAAACACUCUUGAGACGAUGAAGCUGCCACGCUGUGGAGUCACUGAUGUGGCCAAAUUCAACCACUUCCAGGGGAGACCCAGAUGGAAGCAGAGCGUUGUUACAUACAGAAUUACUGAAUAUACAUCACAGUUGAGCCAGAGAGAUGUGGAUGCCAUUAUUGCCAAAGCUUUCCAGCUCUACAGUGACGUUAUUCCACUCGAUUUCAAACAGAUCUACAGUGGCACAGCUGAUAUCAUGAUUCUCUUCAAAGCUGGAUAUCAUGGAGAUUUUUACCCAUUUGAUGGGCCUAAUGGGGUUCUGGCACAUGCCAACUCACCCGGUCCAGAGCAGGGAGGAGACACACACUUUGAUGAUGAUGAGACGUGGACCCUAAGUUCACGAGAUAUAAACCUGCUUUUGGUGGCUGCUCAUGAAUUUGGACAUGCACUGGGACUAGAUCACUCCAAAGACCCUUCAGCUCUCAUGUAUCCAACUUACCGAUACGUCAACACGAAUGGCUAUACACUUCCCCGUGAUGACCGACUUGGGGUCCAGGCCCUGUAUGGUGUUCGAACGUCAAUAGAUAAACCUGAACCAAAACCAGAACCAAAACCCAAUCCUGAACCAAGCCCACCAGAACCGUGCAAGCGUGACUUAGUAUUUGAUGCAGCAACCAGCGUUCGUGGAGAACUGUACUUCUUUAAAGAUGGGUAUUACUGGAAAAAGGGCUACUACAGUGGACUUUCAAUGCAUGAAAUAAAAUCAACCUGGCCAUCCAUUGACUCUGUUGAUGCUGCUUAUGAGUUCAGUGGCAGAGACAUUAGCUUCCUUUUCAAUGGUCAGCAGUACUGGGGAGUAAAAGGCAGCACUACUUUGCCUGGAUAUCCCAAACCCAUAACCAAAUUUGGAUUUCCCACAUAUGUGAAAAAGAUUGAUGCAGCCGUACACGUGAAAUCAACCGGACGCACUUUGUUCUUUGUUGGAAGCAAAUACUGGAGCUUCAAUGAAAGAACAGCUCAGAUGGACAGAGGCUUUCCUAAAACUAUUCAGCAUCAUUUUCCUGGCAUUGGCUCACAGGUGGACGCUGCUUUUGAAAAUUAUGGUUAUCUGUAUUUCUCAGAAGGUCCAAGGCAAACGGAGUAUGAUUUCUCCUCAAAACGAGUGAAUCGUGUUCUGUUGAACUAUGGAUGGCUGAACUGCUACUAAACAUUUAACUGAAAAUGUAGACAUUUUCGGUCUCAGUAUUCCUAAUAAUGUACCUACAUUUUCUAUUUUGU